This is a messenger RNA of Miscanthus lutarioriparius, 1620 nucleotides long. The record is from the annotation of a GenBank genome assembly. NCBI's taxonomy places the organism in Eukaryota, Viridiplantae, Streptophyta, Magnoliopsida, Poales, Poaceae.
AUGAUGGCCAUGAUGGUGCCGCCCGUCGGCGCGGGCGCCAUCCACCCGCCCCACGAGCAGUUCCACCAUCUCAACUACUGCGUCCACUCGAAUCCGUCCUGGGUUCAGGUGGCAGCACUUGCAUUCCUUCACUAUCUUGUGAUGUUGGGUUCUACCGUCAUGCUUGUAUCAGUUAUUGUUCCUCCCAUGGGUGGUAAUGCUGGUGACAAGGCUCGGGUUAUUCAAUCGUUCCUCUUUAUGAGUGGAAUAAAUACACUGCUGCAAACACUUAUUGGAACGAGACUUCCAACAGUUAUGAAUGCCUCUUUUGCAUUUGUUGUCCCAGUACUGUCAAUAGCAAGAGAGAUCGAAUCAAAUAAUGACUUGCUGAAUAAUCACGAGAGAUUUAAACACACAAUGAGAACAGCACAAGGAGCUCUGAUUGUGGCUUCCAUCCUCAACAUGAUUCUUGGGUUCAGCACGAUAUGGGCGGCAUAUGCCAAGAAGUUCAGUCCUGUAAUAAUGACCCCUGUUGUUUGUGUUGUUGGUCUUGGACUAUUCGAACUUGGCUUUCCCCAGGUUGGGAAAUGUGUGGAGAUUGGGCUUCCAAUGCUAAUUCUUGCGGUGAUUGUGCAACAGUAUGUGCCAAAUUACUUCGGUUAUAUCCAUCAACGGGUCACCUUCUUGUUUGAGAGGUAUUCGUUGCUUCUUUGUAUCGGCAUUGUGUGGGCCUUUGCAGCCAUCCUUACUGCUGCGGGUGCAUAUGACCAUGCUUCACUUAAGACACAGCAGCACUGCCGUACUGAUAAGUCUUCCCUCAUCUCAUCGGCACCAUGGAUUAAAAUUCCAUUGCCAUUCCAAUGGGGUCCUCCAAUCUUCACUGCUGGUCAUUCAUUUGGGAUGAUGGGUGCUGUACUUGUUGCAGCCUUUGAGUCAACUGGAGCACACUUUGCUACUGCUCGUCUAGCGGGUGCUACACCACCUCCAGCUCAUGUCCUUAGUCGGAGCGUUGGCUUGCAGGGUAUUGGAAUGUUCCUCGAGGGGAUCUUUAGUUGUCCAGCAGGCUCAUCUGUAUCAGUUGAAAAUAUUGGCCUCCUUGGGCUGACCAAAGUUGGAAGUAGGAGAGUGAUCCAGAUAUCAACUGGGUUUAUGAUCUUCUUCUCCCUAUUUGGGAAGUUUGGUGCCUUCUUUGCAUCAAUUCCAUUGCCAAUCUUUGCAGCAAUUUACUGCAUCUUGUUUGGCGUUGUAGCUGCUGUGGGAGUCUCCUUCAUGCAGUUUGCCAACAAAAACUCCAUGAGGAACAUCUAUAUCAUUGGACUCUCAUUGUUCCUUGGCAUAUCAAUCCCUCAAUACUUCAAUGAAUACACUUCUUCAGCUGACGGCCGUGGACCUGCCCGGACAAAUGCUGGAUGGUUCAACGACAUUAUAAACACCGUGUUUGCUUCCGGCCCGACGGUGGCGCUAAUUGUUGCUUCUGUCCUGGAUAACACAUUGGACUUCAGGGGACACGAGUCCGACCGGGGGCUCUCAUGGUUUCAGCCAUUCCUGCUUCGUCAUAAAGGAUACUCGGACCCCAGGAACGAGGAGUUCUAUAGCUUCCCAAUCAGGGUUCAUGACUUCAUCCCAAGCCGAUUUCUCUGA